UCAGUUGACGUUGUCAUUUUUGCUGUUUAUUUUUUUUUUCAGUCGAUUUGUGAUUUUUGGAAUCAUAAUUAAAAUUGACCGUAAAGUCUAAAGUAGUUCGCCCUACUUGCUGUUUCUGGGUUUUGAUCGACGUUGACAACAGCGAAGAUGUCUCACCACCGUGAACCAACCGUAUUUGGAGCCCCGAACUUCAAUGCGCUGGAAGAUGCCAACACCCUCCGAGCCGCCAUGAAGGGCUUCGGCACGGACGAGCAGGCCAUCAUCGACAUCCUCACGGCGCGCUCCAACCAGCAGCGCCAGGCCAUCUCACAGGCCUUCACCCAUGAGUAUGGCAGAGACCUGAUCGAUGACUUGAAGUCGGAGCUGGGCGGGCACUUCGAGGACGUGAUCGUGGCGCUCAUGCUGCCCCCUGAGGAGUACCUCUGCAAGGAGUUGCACCACUGCAUGGAAGGCAUGGGCACAGACGAGGAUACGCUGGUGGAGAUCCUGUGCACGCGCACUAAGAAUGAAAUCGCCGCCAUCGUCGAGGCCUACGAGCGCUUGUACGACCGACCACUGGCGGAGCACAUGUGCUCGGAGACCUCUGGAGACUUCCGCCGCCUGCUCACGCUCAUCGUCACCAGUGCCCACCAGGGCGCGCGCGACGAGGAAGCGGGCGUGGACCCGGCGCGCGCGCAAGAAUCGGCGCAGGCGCUGUACGACGCCGGCGAGGCCAAGUGGGGCACCGAUGAGGAGAUAUUUAACAAGAUCCUGGCUCACGAGAGCUUCGCACAACUGCGGCUGAUCUUCGAGGAGUACAAGAACAUCGCGGGCCGCACCAUCGAGCAGGCCAUCAAGGCCGAGAUCGGCGGCGAGCUUAAGGACGCGCUGUCUGCCAUCGUGGAGUGCGUGGAAAACGCCCCGGCCUGGUUUGCGCAGCGCCUUCGCAAGGCGAUGGAAGGCGCGGGAACGGAGGACAAGGCCCUCAUAAGAAUCAUCGCGAGCCGCGCUGAGAUAGACCUCGGCAAUAUCAAACAGGAGUACGAGAGUAUCUACGAUAAGACGCUGGAGAGCGACAUCAAGCAGGGAGAGACAUCUGGAGACUACAAGAGGGCCCUCGUCGCACUCCUUGGACCGGCGUAGAGGAUGCAAGGAGGAUGCACAGUACCAUAGACAAUUAUCUGAUCAGAUAAAUAAUAAGUAUCUUNAGUCU
Molecule: messenger RNA, 1192 nt
Organism: Ostrinia furnacalis (Asian corn borer)
Lineage: Eukaryota; Metazoa; Arthropoda; Insecta; Lepidoptera; Crambidae
Gene: AnxB10
Product: Annexin B10
Exons: 10
Coding region: 148-1122 (324 amino acids)
Cellular component (GO): vesicle membrane; plasma membrane; nucleus
Molecular function (GO): calcium ion binding; phosphatidylserine binding; calcium-dependent phospholipid binding
Source: RefSeq, a predicted model, not a curated record